AUGACCGGUCCCGGACAGACACCCCCAUCACCAUGGGUGCAAAAUGCACCGGGUCGAAGCAGCCAGGGCUUUCACUCGGGUCAUUCAGGCUUGUCGCCUUCGCAGACGAGUGUCCAGUCAACGUCGGACCGAUCCAGCCCUAAUUACUUUGGGAUCACCGUAGAACGCCCCAACAACUAUCCAGGGUCCAAUCCGGGAUCCCAGGGCCAAAAGAGCUGGGCUUCAUUCUUCUCAUCACAUGUAAGCCCCAAGAUGCAACUAUCCUCACCCGAGUCAGCAUCUACAGGGUUGUCAACCCUCUUGAGAGCCGAGCCGGAAGGGGAGAAGAGCCGGCGCGGGUCCACACUACAGACCUACACGACGAAUGAAGAUGCACAGGGCAACCGAACCUGGUCACGCGGUCCUCCUUCUCUGGCCGGGGGUGGCCAACCGUUCAUGCAGAUGCAGGGACCGGCAAGUCAAUAUAGCAUCAAACCAAGACAAAGUUCGAUUGCGGCAUUGCAAGACGAAGCCGCGGCCAUCUCUUCGCGGUGGGUUCAGCCUGAGCGCUGUGCAGAGAUCAUCAAAUCCAAGAAUCACAAGGUCUUGCUUCUCGAUGUGCGCCCGUAUGCACACUUUUCCCAGUCCAGCAUCGCCGGCUCGCUCAAUCUCUGCAUUCCGACAACCCUUCUCAAGCGACGUUCCUUUGACACGCAAAAACUCGAGAAUACCUUUACCAACGAAGAAGAGAAGCGCCGAUUUGCCAAAUGGCGUGAUUGCGAUACAAUCAUCGUGUACGACGCCGCCACGGCCGACGUCAAGGACGCGGUCCCCUUGAUGCACGUGAUCAGCAAGUUCCAGGCCGAGAACUGGGAUGGCGAGGGCCUGAUCCUGCAGGGAGGGUUCACAGCCUUGUCAACGCGCUGCCCACAGCUCGUGCAUCGACCACAAACGCCAAUGGCUGGACCAUCUCCGAGGAAAAAGCAGCGCUCUCCGAUGAGCAUCAACCUGCAAUCCAUCGCUCCGGUGGUUGGAGGUUGUGCCUUGCCCAACUCCUCGUCCGCGGCGAAUCCAUUCUUCGGGAAUAUUCGGCAAAAUAUGGAUUUGAUGGGAGGUGUGGGACAGAUCCCCCUCAAGCUGCCCGACGGGAUGACGGACCUGCAGCGACAGAAAUUACCCCUGUGGUUACGCGAGGCCUCCGAUGCGCAGAACCGGGGUCAGGCCGUGUCGGAGAAGUUCCUGGACCUGGAAAAGAAGGAAUUGGAACGGAUGAAGCAAGCGUUGACCUAUGAGGGCAAUUCAGCCUCCGGUGGGGAGGAGACGAAAAAAUACCGGGUGGCAGGAAUCGAACAAGGCACGAAGAACCGUUACAACGACAUCUAUCCUUUUGAUCACUCCCGCGUCCGUCUCGAGGGCGUGCCUACCGGUGGCUGUGACUACGUGAACGCCAACCAUAUCCAGGCCGAGCUGAGCAAUCGACGAUAUAUUGCCACGCAGGCACCGGUGCCCGACACUUUCAAUGACUUUUGGCGCGUGGUUUGGGAACAAGAUAUUCGAUUGCUCGUCUCGUUGACCGCCGAAGUCGAGCGAGGCCAGGUCAAGUGCCAUCCGUACUGGAAGUCCGGCGAUUAUGGACCUUUUAAAGUCAAGACCUAUUCGGAGCGGUUCAUCCACAUCAAUGCCAAGGAAGAUACGAUCGAUCCCCUGUUAAAAGUGCCUCCGGGCUCCAGCGAGCUCCCGAAGUCAAUGGACGAGUCGAACGAGAAUCCCAUCAUCAUUGUUCGACACUUCAGUCUCUACCAUACCUCAUUUCCGUUCCAACCCCUCCGCGACAUCACCCAAAUUCAAUACCCUUACUGGCCGGACUUUGGCACCACCUCGCAGCCAUCCCAUCUGCUCAAUUUGAUCGAGCAGUGCAACAAGGUGAUUCGUGCUACCAGCCUGUCCCGAUUCGGUCAAAAUGAGGCUGAGCCCGAAGGUCAACGGCCGAUUCUGGUUCAUUGCAGCGCAGGCUGUGGCCGGACGGGUACCUUUUGCACCGUCGACAGUGUCCUGGAUAUCAUGAAGCGACAGCGACAGAACAGGCCGCCCACUCUCACCGCAUCACCAUCUGCAGACGCUCUGACCGACCCGACUUUGGAUUUGAUCGUCAAAACCGUUGCGGAUUUCCGCACCCAACGGCCCAGUAUGGUCCAAAACCUCAGUCAGUUUGUGCUCUGCUACGAAAGCGUGCUCGAAUGGCUCGUGGCCAACUCCCCGACCGCGAAAAGUGAAGUUUCCCCUGUGAUCCGCCAUGAGAAACCCAACAAACCCCCCUCCCCUCCCCCAUUCCCAUCUCUCCCCUCCCUGCUCUCUUCCUCCCGUGUGUUUCCUCCCCUCUCCCAGUCUUUCCUCUCUCCCGAACUCCCCAACUUGACGACCAGCGACAGCGGAUACCCAAUUAUCACGAAUUCUCAUGCUCGCCUCACUUCUCAUCACCUCCUUAUUCCUUCUUCUCUUCCUCUUCUCUUCUUGUUUACUCGCAUUCAGGGGGCGUUUUAUCUCAUUAUGGGUCGGGCAAUGAGCUGA
Molecule: messenger RNA, 2547 nt
Organism: Penicillium oxalicum
Lineage: Eukaryota; Fungi; Ascomycota; Eurotiomycetes; Eurotiales; Aspergillaceae
Gene: ptpA
Exons: 3
Coding region: 1-2547 (848 amino acids)
Biological process (GO): protein dephosphorylation
Molecular function (GO): protein tyrosine phosphatase activity
Source: RefSeq, a predicted model, not a curated record